Molecule: messenger RNA, 2403 nt
Organism: Pedinophyceae sp. YPF-701
Lineage: Eukaryota; Viridiplantae; Chlorophyta; Pedinophyceae
Source: the annotation of a GenBank genome assembly
AUGGGCGGAUCCGCCAAGCCGCUGGAGCUCGUCCAGUACGACUCAUCGACAGGGAAGUUCCAGGUCGGGAAGGAGGCUCUGUCGGUCCUGCGCGGCGUCAAGGGCCCUGUCGCUGUGGUCGCGGUGUGCGGCAGGGCGCGCCAGGGCAAGUCCUACAUCCUCAACCAGCUGCUCGGCCGCAGCAACGGAUUCCAGGUCGCGCCGAGCGUCCGUCCGUGCACCAAGGGCCUGUGGAUGUGGUCCGCGCCCAUCAAGCGCACGGGCACCGACGGGCAGCCCUACCACCUCGUGCUGCUCGACACGGAGGGCAUCGACGCGUUCGACCAGACGGGGCAGUACUCCACGCAGGUGUUCUCCCUCGCGGUGCUCCUGUCGUCGAUGUUCGUGUACAACCAGAUGGGCGGCAUCGACGAGGCCGCCAUCGACCGCCUGUCGCUCGUCACGGAGAUGACCAAACACAUCCGCGUCCGCGCGCACGACGGAGACGCUAACGAGCACGACCUCCAGCAGUUCACCCCGUCGUUCCUCUGGCUCCUGCGCGACUUCUACCUCGAGCUGACUCAGGAGGACGGCAGCGAGAUGUCCGCGCGGGAGUACCUGGAGCGCGCGCUGCGCAACGCCCCCGGGGCCUCCGCGGCGGUCGCCUCGAAGAACCGCAUCCGCGACUCCAUCCGCGCGCUGUUCCCCGACCGCGACUGCUUCACGCUCGUGCGGCCCGUCAGCGACGAGCGCAAGCUCACCAAGCUGGAGCAGAUGGACACCAGGGACCUGCGCCCGGAGUUCCUGGCCGGCAUGGAGCACCUCACGCAGCUGAUCUUCGACCGCGCGCGCCCGAAGCAUGUCGGGAACGCGGCCGUGUCGGGCGGGGUGUUGGCCGGCCUGACCGAGGCGUACGUGGCGGCCAUCAACGACGGCGCCGUGCCGACGAUCCAGUCCGCCUGGCAGUCCGUCGCGGAGAGCGAGUGCGCGCGCGCGCUCGACGCCGCGCGGGCCGUCUACGAGGGGGAGUUCGACAAGAACACCCCCCCGGAGGACUCCGCGCUGGCCCGCGAGCACGCGCGGGCCGUCGGGCGCGCGCUCGCGGCGUUCCGCGCCGCCGCGGUCGGCGACCAAGAGGUCAGCGCGCGCCACGAGGCGCGCCUGCGCGCCCUCCUCGACGAGGGCUUCGAGAAGUCGCGCGAGACGCGGGUGCUGCAAGCCACCCUCGCGUGCCAGGGCGUGCUGGACGAGGGGCGGCGCGCGGUGGCCGAGGCCUGCGCGCGGCCGGACGCGAGCUACGACGGUGUCCUGAAGGCCCUGGAGGCGUUCGCGCGGAAGUACGCGGCGGCGGCGCAGGGCCCGAGGAAGCACGAGCUGCUGAGUCAGUUCUUGGUGCGCGACGUGCUGGCGGGGCCGCUGGCGGGGCUGGUGCGCGGGCAGGCCGCGGCGGCGCAGAAGGAGCUCGCGGCGGCGACCGAGCGGGCCGCGAGCGAGGCCGCGGCGCGCAAGGCGGCCGACGCGGAGGUGGCGCGGCUGUCGGGCGAGGCGCGCAGCAGCGGGCAGCGGUUCGACGAGCUGUCGCGGCAGCUGCAGGCGGAGCGCACGCAGCUGGCGCGCGCGGAGGGCGAGCUGCGCGCGCUGCAGCAGCAGAUCGCGGAGGUGCGGGAGCGUGCGGAGGAGCGGGUGCGCGAGGCGCACGCGGCGGGGGAGGCGCGGCAGCGCGAGAUCCGGGCGGAGAGCGCGUCGCAGAUUGCGCGGCUGGACGCAGAGCUGGCAGCGCGCGGGCGCGAGGUGGCGGACCUGCGGGCGCGCGCGGCGGAGGCGGAGGCGGGCAUGAGUCAGGCGGCGGCGGAGGCGGUGGCGCUGCGGAAGAGCCUGGCGUCGGCGGAGGCGGCGCGCGAGGGGCUGGCGGCGCGGCUGGAGGCCGGGGGCGACGACGCGGCGCGUGCGCAGGGUCGGGUGCGCGAUGCGGAGCGUCGGGCGCGGGACCUGGAGCUGGAGGUGUCUGUGGAGCGGCAGCGGGCGGACACGGCGGCGGCGCGCGCGGAGACGCUGGAGAAGGACUGCAAGCGCAUCGAGAAGGAGCUCAGCGAGGCGCGGGCAGCGGUCCGCGCGGGCGAGGCGGCGGCGGCGGCGCGCGCGGGCGCGGUGGGCGCAGGCAACAAGCGGCGGCGGCAGCACAGCCCGGAGCCGGAGAUCACGGACGGCCCGUCGCCCCCCGUGGCGGCCCCGCGGCGCUCGCUCGUGCCGGCCGCGCCCGUGGUCAGCGCUCAGACGCGGCUGACGGGGGACCCCACGACGAUGAAGAUUUCAGACCUGAAAUCCCAACUGACGGAGGCGGGGUACGCGGACGAGGUGCACGAGCUCAACCUGAAGAAGGGCAAGAAGGCGGACUGGGUCGCACUGUACCAGAAGCACACCUGA